Molecule: messenger RNA, 2956 nt
Organism: Protopterus annectens (West African lungfish)
Lineage: Eukaryota; Metazoa; Chordata; Ceratodontiformes; Protopteridae
Gene: TVP23A
Product: trans-golgi network vesicle protein 23 homolog A
Exons: 6
Coding region: 84-707 (207 amino acids)
Biological process (GO): protein secretion; vesicle-mediated transport
Cellular component (GO): Golgi membrane
Source: RefSeq, a predicted model, not a curated record
AUUGUCUUCAUAAUUCAUUUGACUUUGCCAACUCUUGUGGCUGCCAAUCACUGAAUCAAACUUCUCUAACCACGUAAAGCUAGAUGUCCUUCUACUUGAUGGUCACCAUGAAAAGACAGACCAGUUGGGACAGUUGCAAGGAACACCAUUUGAGGGGACUGCACUUCAAAGGCAAACCGGGGUGGAGACUAGCACGUGGAAGACAUCCUCUUGCAACAUUUUUUCACCUUUUUUUCCGAGUGAGUGCAAUUGUAGCAUAUCUGUUUUGUGAUUGGUUCAGCAAAAGCUUUGUCACCUGUUUUGUCACAAUCAUUCUUCUUCUAUCCUUGGAUUUCUGGUCUGUAAAGAAUGUAACUGGAAGACUCUUGGUUGGUUUGCAAUGGAGGAACCAAAUUGAUGAAGAUGGGAAAAGUCAUUGGGUGUUUGAAGCAAAAAAGGUCACCUCCCAGAGUAAAGUACCUUUCACAGAAGCUGAAGCUCAGAUCUUCUGGCUGGGACUAAUUAUAUCGCCUCUGAUAUGGACUGUUUUUUUCUUUGGCACUUUAUUUUGCUUAAAACUGAAGUGGCUGGCUUUGGUAAUUGCUGGAAUUUCCCUUCAGGCUGCUAAUCUAUAUGGAUAUAUUCGAUGCAAACUAGAAGGCCAAACAGAUUUAAGCAAAUCAAAUUCAUUGUACCUGGAACAGCAACUCUUUCCAAGGAUGCCCUGAACAAAAAUGAAACCAGUGGGACAAGACCAUCUUCAAGACUGGGAGACAAUUGUAGAUGCUACACAACCUGCUCUGUUUGACUGCAAGAAAGACCAAAGGAUGAUAACAUACCUUAAAAAAUAUAUAUUGAUAAUUAAAACUACAUGGAAACAAGCACUGAUGUCCUGUGGGUUACAAACAUUUUGUUAAAAUCAUAGUGGGAUAUAAUAGUUUACACUCAUUAAACACUUAGAUUUUGUGUCAAAGACCAACCAUUAUGGACAAUUUGUCUGCUAACCCCAAAGUAAAAACCUUGGCCAAAGAUGUCAUUUAAAUGUUUUCCAGAAUUAUACCCUCAGUAACUUCAAAUCUGUUGCUAUGUAAUGUACUUUAACAAACUGAAUAGUGUUUUAAUAAGUGUGUAUUUAUUAUGAAUAAAAUACAUGAGUUAUUUAUAAAAAAAAGUAAAGUACCCUGCAUUUGCAACCUAGUCCUUUAUGUUUCAGUCCAGUAUAUUUCUGAAAUUUAACAAUCACUACGCAAGUUUGAAUCUGAUUUAUCAAAUACAGCAACAAUUCUAAUAACCUUAAUUCAGUUCACGGUAAAAAUCAGCGUUUGAACUGAAUGAUUCUCUAACUCAUAGCUGACUUUGCUAGAUGAAAGUAAUAAUAUGUGGUCACCUUCAAAGAAAAAAUUAAACAUAGCAGCAGCAAUACAGCAUCAUGGUUGGUCCAACCACCAGAAAAUGAACUGGAAGGGAGGGGUUCAUACCUGCGUAGACGUUUGCAGUGACUUACCGCCACUGUAACAGAGGACCACUGAGACGGGCAACUGCAGUACUGGAGAAUAAAUUACAAAUUUGGGUGUCGGUGGACAGACAAAUCACUGGAAGCCUGGACAACGCAUAAAUAACUGGGAGACAUUUGGACAAUGCGUAAAUAACUGGGAGACAUUUGGACAAUGCGUAAAUAACUGGGAGACAUUUGGACAACGUGUAAAUAACUGGGAGACAUUUGGACAACGUGUAAAUAACUGGGAGACAUUUGGGCAAUGCGUAAAUAAAUGUGUAAAUAACUGGGAGACAUUUGGACAAUGUGUAAAUAACUGGGAGACAUUUGGACAAUGUGUAAAUAACUGGGAGACAUUUAGACAAUGCGUAAAUAACUGGGAGACAUUUGGACAACGUGUAAAUAACUGGGAGACAUUUGGACAAUGCGUAAAUAACUGGGAGACAUUUAGACAAUGUGUAAAUAACUGGGAGACAUUUGGACAACGUGUAAAUAACUGGGAGACAUUUGGACAAUGCUUAAAUAACUGGGAGACAUUUGGACAAUGCGUAAAUAACUGGGAGACAUUUGGACAAUGCGUAAAUAACUGGGAGACAUUUGGACAAUGCUUAAAUAACUGGGAGACAUUUGGACAAUGUGUAAAUAACUGGGAGACAUUUGGACAAUGUGUAAAUAACUGGGAGACAUUUAGACAAUGCGUAAAUAACUGGGAGACAUUUGGACAACGUGUAAAUAACUGGGAGACAUUUGGACAAUGCUUAAAUAACUGGGAGACAUUUGGACAAUGCGUAAAUAACUGGGAGACAUUUGGACAAUGCGUAAAUAACUGGGAGACAUUUGGACAACGUGUAAAUAACUGGGAGACAUUUAGACAAUGCGUAAAUAACUGGGAGACAUUUGGACAACGCGUAAAUAACUGGGAGACAUUUGGACAAUGCGUAAAUAACUGGGAGACAUUUGGACAACGUGUAAAUAACUGGGAGACAUUUGGACAACGUGUAAAUAACUGGGAGACAUUUAGACAAUGCGUAAAUAACUGGGAGACAUUUGGACAACGUGUAAAUAACUGGGAGACAUUUGGACAACGUGUAAAUAACUGGGAGACAUUUGGACAACGCGUAAAUAACUGGGAGACAUUUGGACAAUGCGUAAAUAACUGGGAGACAUUUGGACAACGUGUAAAUAACUGGGAGACAUUUGGACAAUGCGUAAAUAACUGGGAGACAUUUGGACAACGUGUAAAUAACUGGGAGACAUUUGGACAACGUGUAAAUAACUGGGAGACAUAUCCCGACUUGCUGGGAAGACACUCAUUUUUGUUUUGCAAAUCUAUGAACAAUUCUCAAUGCAUUUGCAACAGAUGUGGCAUAUGUUAUGUUUGGUGUUUUGUUCUGUGAAAUAAAUGGAUGCUCUCAGUUGUAAAACAUGUCAACAUUUUAUGGAAAACUUGAGUGCAUUAAACAUAACGUGUUCAUUUUAGAA